This is a messenger RNA of Aedes albopictus (Asian tiger mosquito), 932 nucleotides long. RefSeq lists its product as uncharacterized. Lineage: Eukaryota; Metazoa; Arthropoda; Insecta; Diptera; Culicidae. The transcript has 3 exons. The record is from RefSeq and is a predicted model, not a curated record. Bases 394 to 777 code for a protein of 127 amino acids.
UUGACGCUGGAGAAAAUUACAUACAAUCUUUACAUGUCAAAUCACUUUCUCACCUCAGCAAAUCAUGAGUGAAUGCAAAAGUUAAACUGCAUUCGCGAUUGUCGACGAAUCAUUCAACAUCCAGAUAUGUAAGCCUCUAUGCGGGCGGCGCUGCCAGUUGACUAUUGCCAAAACUGAAAACCUGCUCUUAUAAUUAAAUCCAGGCAAACCCGUUUGCUUGUCUUCCGCCGCGCCACCUCAGAGCAACUAGACCAAGGUCGUGAAAUUUGUAUAAAAAGAUAAACACAUCGUUCUGUAAAUCAUAUAACAAUUAAUUAUCGUGCCGGGUGACUGAGUAGUACUGCGUGGAGAAAGGCUGUGCGCAGUUCGCAGUGGUAGAAAGUGCAUUUAACCAUGACAGUUGAGAACGUCUGCUUGAUUCUUGUGAUAGUGAGUUGCGUCGCUUUCGGUCACGAGGAAUUAUCUUUGCAAACAGAUGAGACAACAGAGGAACAGGAUGUGCACGUGAUUCGCCAAACAAUGGAGAAUUUGGCGACAAAACCAGGAGUGCAGUUUGUCGAGUACGGACCCGAUGGCACAGAAGGUUAUAAGUACCAUCUAACAUCAGCGGAAAACAAAGAGUACAUAAUACACACAACGGGUCCAAUAACAGUACCGGUCCUGGAAACUAUCAAAGGCACAAGAGAGGAGAAGGAUAUAAAUCUGUUGGCGCGGCUGAUUGCAUCUACAAAAAUCAAAUCUAUGGAAAGCAUUGAUCGGAAAGACUUAACGUUGUGAUGAAGAAUUAGUACAAGCAACACUUAUGUGUGACCAACUGUAAUUGUAAAAAGUUGCUGCAACCAAAGUCGUAUAAACGUAUUACUACGAAUGAUUUGAUAAUGAAAACAAUUAUUGUCUAUGUAUUGAUGAUAAAAAAUCUCGAUAACAUAUAA